Clarias gariepinus (North African catfish) is the source of this 2801-nucleotide messenger RNA. RefSeq names its product potassium voltage-gated channel, Shal-related subfamily, member 2 (gene kcnd2). Lineage: Eukaryota; Metazoa; Chordata; Actinopteri; Siluriformes; Clariidae. Gene Ontology annotation, biological process: potassium ion transmembrane transport; protein homooligomerization. Gene Ontology annotation, molecular function: protein binding; A-type (transient outward) potassium channel activity. Gene Ontology annotation, cellular component: voltage-gated potassium channel complex; membrane. The transcript is spliced from 7 exons. Bases 175 to 2061 code for a protein of 628 amino acids. The record is from RefSeq and is a predicted model, not a curated record.
CCUUUUUGUAGUUCUAGGAAGUAAGUCAAGGAGUACCACGGUUCGUGUCAAGUGCACGCGCUUUUUGCACACGCGUUUUUGUGUGGAGAUGUCUGUAGUGGAUCUCUGAGUGGGAAACGGAGCGCCGAAUCAACCCGAGUUGGACUAGCUUGCGCGACAGCUUGCGAGGUCAGCAUGGCGGCCGGAGUUGCAGCCUGGUUACCCUUCGCGCGCGCCGCGGCUAUAGGAUGGAUGCCGGUGGCGAGCGCUCCCAUGCCCGCUCCACCACGGGACAGGAGGCGCGCGCAGGACAGCCUGAUCAUCCUAAAUGUGAGCGGCACGAAGUUUCAGACCUGGCGGAACACCUUGGAGCGUUACCCGGACACACUGCUGGGCAGCACGGAGCGCGACUUCUUUUACCACGAGGAGACCAACGAGUACUUUUUCGACCGCGACCCGGACAUCUUCCGGCACAUUUUGAAUUUUUACCGCACCGGGAAGCUGCACUACCCGCGCCACGAGUGCAUCUCCGCGUACGACGAGGAGUUAGCUUUCUUCGGGAUCAUCCCCGAGAUUAUUGGAGACUGCUGCUAUGAAGAGUACAAAGACCGACGGAGAGAGAACGCCGAGCGGAUCCAAGACGACGAGGACAGCGAGAACAACAACGACGUCGCGCAGUUGGACAUGACGGUCCGCGAAUCCAUGUGGCGCGCCUUUGAGAACCCGCACACGAGCACCAUGGCCUUGGUGUUCUACUACGUGACGGGCUUCUUCAUCGCCGUGUCGGUCAUGGCCAACGUGGUGGAAACGGUUCCAUGCGGCACGAGCCUGAACCGCGCGAGGGAAUUAUCCUGCGGCGAGCGUUACGCGCUGGCCUUCUUCUGCCUGGACACGGCCUGCGUCAUGAUCUUCACCGUCGAGUACCUGUUGCGCCUGAUCGCUGCGCCCAGCAGGUACAAGUUUGUCAAGAGCGUCAUGAGCAUCAUUGACGUGGUGGCCAUCAUGCCUUACUAUAUCGGCCUGGUCAUGACGGACAACGAGGACGUGAGCGGCGCCUUCGUCACCCUCAGGGUCUUUCGCGUGUUUCGGAUUUUCAAGUUCUCCCGCCACUCGGCCGGCCUGCGCAUUUUGGGCUACACACUGAAGAGUUGCGCCUCCGAGUUGGGAUUCCUUCUCUUCUCUCUCACCAUGGCCAUCAUCAUCUUCGCCACCGUUAUGUUCUACGCAGAGAAAGGCUCCAACGCGAGCAAGUUCACCAGCAUCCCAGCGGCCUUCUGGUACACCAUCGUCACCAUGACCACUCUGGGGUACGGAGACAUGGUCCCGAAGACGAUAAUGGGCAAGAUCUUCGGCUCCAUCUGCUCCCUGAGUGGCGUGUUAGUGAUCGCUCUGCCCGUGCCUGUCAUCGUGUCUAACUUCAGCCGCAUCUAUCAUCAGAGUCAGCGUGCGGAGAAACGGCGUGCGCAAAAGAAAACCAGGCUCGCUAGAAUUCGCGCCACGAAGAGCUGGGGUGCUAACGCUUAUUUGCAGUACAAACGCAAUGGGCUGCUGGUCGACGCCGAGGAGGAGGCGUCGAAGGAGGCUGGAAAGGCGCUGGUUUGCAAGACUAAUCCCACGUUUGAGACACAGCAUCAUCACCUCCUACACUGCCUGGAAAAGACUACAAAUCACGAGUUUAUAGAUGAGAACACAUACGAGACGAGUUGCAUGGAGGUGUCCAUGGUGAAGCCGUCCACCUCGCGCUCCUCAUCCCUCUCGUCCUCUCCUCAUGGCCUGACCUGCUGCUCCCGCCGCAACAAGCGCAAGAGCUUCAACGUGCCCAACUCUAACAUGACUGCCAGCCGCCGAGGCAGCGUCCAGGAGCUCAGCACCAUCCAGAUCAGGGAGAGGCCCAUCAGCAACAGCCGUUCCAGUCUAAACGCUAAGUUUGAGGAGACGGUACCGUUAAACUCAGAGCAGCCCUACAUCACGGCAGCGGUCAUCAGCAUGCCAACUCCGCCUGUCACCACGCCAGAGGGCGGAGACUCGACCAGUUCUCCUGACUUCUUGCGGAGCAACAUUGUCCGCGUAUCGGCUCUAUAGACCUACAUUAAGAGCCAACACCUUGGUGUUUAUUUUUUCCUCUCUCAUUCAGCGAGUGGACGCUGGAUGAGGAGGGGAUUGGAAAGAGAGAGAGAGAGCACCCUCUGGUGGAUAGGAGAAACCACUGCAGAGACCAACGCCAUGACCAGAACCCUUUAUUUCAGCCCUUCUUCUUUGCGCUUGGACACGAGAGCCGGCUGGGCCCAUAAUGCCAAGCACUGGGGUUAUCACUCUUUUACCCACAAAAAGGGGGACCAUAGUUAAUGAUCAUCAUUUCCCAGCUUGUUACAAAUUUUUAAGUAUUGUGCGUCUUUACGUUUGUUGUCUUAAACUUGGUAGUGGACAAAACAAAGUGAUGUCGAGGAUACAACAGAAAUUCAGUGCAUAUUUUUCUCUUCUUUUUUUUUCUUGGGGUGGGAGGGGUGUAUUGUAGGUUCCGGGUGUCCUAGGCUAUUUGCCGUACUUUUAAAGAUAUCUACUAAAACAGAGCUCCUUUUGAUAUUUGACAUUACAAGAAAAAUCAAGGUUUUUAAGGUUGUACGAUGUGCGUGUGAUUGUGCGAUAUUGCGCGUGCGAGCGUUUUUAAAAUCUUUUUUGCAUGUUCUGCAUUCGUGACUCUAUGUCCUUUCAAGUUUGGCAUGAGCAAUAAGGCUUUUUCUUUUUUCCUUUUUUUUUUUUACCCCUUAUGUGUGUAUAUUUGAUUUGUUAACACUGAAAUGUACUUUUUCAGUCUCUUUUCC